GCAGACGUAGUAGCAGCAGCAACACAACCAGUCACAGCCGCCUAGUUUUGUAUAGAGCCAACCGUCUCAGCGCCAACAGAGAGAAGCUAGUUUAGUGCCCGUUCGAAGAUCUUUCUCUAUCGGUGUUUUAAUUAUAUUGUUAAAACCAUCAUUCAAAAAGCAUAGAAAGGCUUUUCCUUAUUUCGACAGCCACGGUUCGAAAGUUAUUGUCCGAGCGCUCGACCGAAUCCACACACGGUACAGCACUGUCUAAUCGUUCAGUUGUGUUCGUCAUCUGUGUCCUAUCUCAGUGCUUUUUGUGUCGUUCGACGCCUACCGCUGAACCGGAUUAAAUUUUCUUUAUCCUAACGGAGUGAUAGAGGAUCGCCUGGAUUUUGAGAAAACCUGGAUUAAACACGGAAUUUUUACCGCAUUUGGAUAUAAAGCUAAGUGAAACAAGUGCUUUUCAGUGUAAUCUAUACAGUGAUUGACAAGGAUUUGGUGUUUUCGAUCAACAUCUGACCUGGAAACCUGCAAAGUGAUUUCCGGCAAUUUUCGAAAGGCCGAAAAGGAAUAAAGAGAAGAGUGAACCCAAAAGUGCGAAUAUUUUGUUAUAGGCUAGCGUUGUGUGCGUGAAUUUUCUGCCAGAUUUUUACUCGUUUCCAACCAGAAACCCCACAAAUUAAAAUCCCGAAAAAUGGCCACAGAAGUUGAAAAUAAGCCUCUCGCCACCGAGGAGGAGAAGAAGACCGAGCUCCCAGCAGCCGGUGUGGAGAAGAAGGAUGAUUCUGCCACUGCUGCGGCAGCGGCUACUGCCGAUGGCGAUAAGAAGGCCGCUGAAGGUGAAAAAACCGGCACAGAAAAUCAUGCCGCCGAUGCAGGAGCCGGUGGUGACGCUGCGGCCACAUCGGCCGCUGCCACCGAACAGGCCCCGGCCAAAAAGGAGAAAGAAGUGAAACCCUUGGUUCACAAGGCCAACUUCGAAAAGGAUGUGGUUUAUCUGUACCAGUUCACCCGGACCCCACUGCUGCCAUCGAUGUCCCCGUACUGUCUCAAGGUGGAAACCUGGUUGAGACUGGCUGGGCUCAAGUAUGAGAAUGUCGAUCAUAAACUGAAGCUGCGCUCCAAGAAGGGACAGCUACCAUUCGUCGAGGUAAAUGGAGAGGAAAUCGCCGACUCGGCCAUCAUCAUCAAGGAACUGGCCCAGCGCUACGAGAAGGAUCUGGAUGCCGCCUUGACCCAGGAACAGCGCAACAUUGCUCACGCCAUGAUUUCCAUGCUGGAGAACCAUCUGAUCUGGGUGCUGCUGUUCUGGCGCAGCAAAAACCCCGACCUGAUGAUCAAGGGCUACAAGGUGAACCUUCAGCACGCCCUGGGAAGCCGUCUGCCCAACGCAGUGCUCAACUUCCUGUUCAAAUUCCAAUUCGGUCGCAAGUAUUUACAGGGAGCCAAAAAGGUGAAGGCCCAAGGUCUCGGUGUGCACAAGCCCGAGGAAAUUGAAGAAUUCGGCAAGCAGGAUCUGAAGGUGCUUUCCGAACUGUUAGCCGACAAGCCGUUCUUCUUUGGCGAUGAACCAACCACGCUCGACUGCGUCGCAUUCUCCGUCCUGGCUCAAGUUCACUACAUUUCCGACGAGGUGAAGUACGCGCUGAAGGAAUUCAUGCAGGAGAACUGCCCUAACCUGGUCGGACACGUUUCGCGGAUCAAGGAGCGCUGCUUCCCCGACUGGGACGAUAUCUGCACGAAGCUGGAUCUGAACGCCCAUCUCCCGAAGCCAGAGCCAGAGACCAAGGAAAACAAGGAGGGCGCCGAUACUGAGAAGACAGCCGAGCAGGAUAAGAACGAAUCGGAGAAGGAACUCGAGAAGGACAACUCCAACGAGAAGACGGAGAAGAAGGAGGAGAAGCCCGAAAAGGCAGCGGUGGAAGAGAACAAAGAGAAAGAGGAAGCUGCCGCCAAAUAAGUUGCUCCGUAGAGUAGCUACUUGUUUAUAAUUAUUAUGAUUACUGCAGAAUUUUUUAGUUCUUUCACUAUUGGCUAAUUCUGUUCGGUUUUCGAUUAUUUUUUUUACGAUAGUUGACAACUUGAUUUUUUUUUUCAUAUUUGGUAAACAUACUAGUAAGGGAAACGCAAAACGAUAGUGAACUCGCGCGAAAGAUUCGCGCGAGCGGUGGCAAACGAGAAAGUUUAGGUAGAAAGCAUUUUUCGUGCGAUUGUUAGUAGUUUUUCUUCUACUAUCGGUUUUCUUGUCCUGAGUACGAAACGAGUAAGAAAGAAAAGGAAUAGGUAAAGACGAAGAUAAUUACUAUUGUUUAACUUAUUUUUCAAAUAUGAUACUUGUGUUUGCAUUGUAAGCAAAGAAUUAGAAAAGUCAAGUUACAUCACAACUAGAUCAGUUGAUGAUUCACACGUGUGCAAUUUUGUACAAACACCGUGGAGAACAGUUUGCUCUUUCCAACGACAGAGAAGGAAACAUCCGGCAAUGAAGAACGGAGAGACAAGAAUGGAAUGAGAUGCAUGUAGUGUUUUUUUUUAUUAGAAGAAAAUUUACUAGCAGCAAAACAGAUUAGUGGAAUGAGAGAAAAAAAAAUAGUAGAAGGUCAUGACAAUGUGUAAUGUUCACUGCUUAAGCUAUUCUUACGUUUAUAAUUUCAGAUUUAUUUUAGUAUCUAAGAUAAGGUAAUAUUUACGACGAUUACUACAAAAAUACUCAAAACAUCCAAUACUAUGCGACCGUUCGCCGUUGGUCGUCGUGCUGAAGCGUGCCUGCGUUUUCGCCAGCGGUUUCACGUCAAAGGCAUGCGACCAGUUCGAAAUCAUAUGAAACCUGCGUUUUUUGCACCCCUGGUAAAGAUAAAAAAAAAACUUUUUGUUUGUAGUAAUACAACCUAAAGCAAAAUGUAAUAAUGGUUAUUAUUACUAUUAUAUAUUUUAUAUAUUAUAUUUUCGUAUAUAUUUAUAGUAUUUUAUAUCAAUUUUAUGUAUAGUAAAGUCUCUCUUUCUCUUUAUGUUAGUUUAAGGUCAAUGCAAAGAAAAAGAAGAAGAAUUGAUGGUCGUUUUUUCCAAAUUUGUGUUUUGUACAAAAUUUUGCGAGGUGAAGACAUUUUCCCAUUUCUUCCCAGGACGUUUUUAUUCUUCAGAUUGAAGCUAAAGAGUAAAAACCAGGCUGCGGGAAAAUUUCCUUCAAAAAAAAACGUUUCGUUUUUUGGAUCUAUACGUGUACGGUUAGCGAUAUUCUAGAAGAAAGAGAAAGUACGAAAACGGUUGCAAUUUUACAACACCUAGAAAACGUAAACGAUAAAUAUCUCAAAACAUUCUAAUCAAUAGGUUUUUUUUUCUGAAAUAGUUUAGCCCAUAUUUUGUUCUUCAGAUUCCCUUCUGCAUGUGUAUGCAUCGUUCUUCAUCAUAUUCCUUCUCUUUCCCGUUCACGAAUCGUACAAUAGUUUGAAAAUGCUGCUGUCUAAGUUUGUUCCUUGAACUUGAAAACAGAAAUUACAUGACAAACGAUAAAACAUUUCCUAGUACAUAAGUCGACUCCGCGCGGUUUUCCAUACAAUCAAUGAACUUCAUUACACACUCAAAUACGCCACAAACACUGAUAAAAGAAAAUAGAUCAAGCAGAAAAUUUCGUUUAUCUAGGAUUAAACUCUGAUGAAUAAAGAAUAAAACAGUGAUAAUUAAAAAAACAAACGAACCAAACGUGCACAAUUGCAACUACGGAGAAAA
Ochlerotatus camptorhynchus is the source of this 3705-nucleotide messenger RNA. RefSeq names its product failed axon connections (gene fax). The transcript is spliced from 5 exons. The record is from RefSeq and is a predicted model, not a curated record. Bases 677 to 1942 code for a protein of 421 amino acids. Gene Ontology annotation, cellular component: cytoplasm. Lineage: Eukaryota; Metazoa; Arthropoda; Insecta; Diptera; Culicidae.